UCGUUGUCAAAAUGGUUUUGUUAUUCAUAUUCUUCCGUAGGGAAAAACAAAUAAUUUGUUGAAAUUAUACCAAUAUAAUUUAAAUACAAUCAUAUUAAUAUAACUAGUUUGGAUUUUAUUUUACUAUAUAAAAUUAGAUGACUUAAAUCCUUCCAAGCUAAGCCCUUGUGGUAAAUUAAUUAAGUUUUUUGUGUUAUCAGUAAAUUAUCAUUAUUUGGUGUAUUUAUUUGUUAUUCCACAAUGUCGGCGCUGUUAACUGCGGACUGGUUCCAGUUGGAUUCCUACUACAGGCGUUUAGAGGUUUACAACAUGAACUGGUCCAUGGACGAAGGUUUAGACAACAUGAUAAUCAGUGGAGCCCCAUAUGGAGGGCCUAUUGCAGUGGUGCGGGACCGAAAGCAGUUUGGUAGGAUUGCAACCACUGCCAAACCUGUCAUAACAAUUUACAACUGUGUAGGGAAUGUUAUAUCAAAGAUUUUGUGGAACAGUGGAGUCCUGGUCCACAUGGGCUGGUCAGACGGGGAGCAGCUGCUGUGUGUUCAGGAGAGUGGAGAUGUGCUUGUUUAUGAUAUGUUUGGGGCCUACCAGAAGACAUUCAAUAUGGGGCAAGAAGUUAGGGACACUAAGGUCAGCAAAGCACAGCUGUUCCCGAACCCUCAUGGCGUGGGACUGGCUGUAAUGACUACGACCAACCGCAUGUUCCUGCUCAGCAACAUCUCUGAGCCCAAAGUCAGGCCAGUGCCAGAUCUGCCACGGGCCAGUGAACCAAUCACGUCGUGGUGCGUUCUCAGCGCGGGCCUUCGCUCGUCGGCCGUCAUCGGCUUCCUCGUGUGUCGCAACAAGGAGAUAUACAAGUGCCAGUUGGGAGAGCCCAGGCCUGUGCUCAUGCGUCCGGAAAUCCGGAAUCCAUACACGCAGGUGCUGUGCAUCGUGCCCUCGCAGAACGGGCGGCACGUGGCGCUCUUCACGGACUCGGGGUUCCUGUGGAUCGGCUCCUCCGACUUCAAAAGCAAAUAUGCGGAGAUCGACACCGGCAGUAUCAAGCAACCCAAAGAACUCGUUUGGUGCGGCUCCCAAGCCGUGAUAGCCCACUGGGACGACAUGCUCUGCAUCUUCGGCUCGAAAGGGCAAAAAACGGAGUUCCCCUACGACGGCCCGUUCCACGUCAUCCCCGAGAUGGACUGCGCGCGCGUUGUGUCGCAGUAUACACACGAGCUCAUUGAGAAAGUGCCAGUCGUCAUUGAGAAGAUAUUCAGGAUCGACAGCACCGCACCUGGUUCAUACUUGGUUGAGGCCUCGAAACAAUUUCAGAAACGCAGCCACAGGGCCGACGAAUACAUCCGCCUGGUGAAGCCCGAUUUAGCGAAAGCGGUGCAGGACUGCAUCGACGCCGCCGCCUUCGAGUUCGAGCCCGACGUGCAGAAGAUGCUCAUUCGGGCCGCGCAGUUCGGCAAGGGCUUCCUCGUGGACCAGCAGCUGACGGAGCACUACGUGCGCACGUGCCGGUGGCUGCGCGUGCUCAACGCCAUCCGCGACCCCAAGGUGGCCAUCCCGCUCACGUUUUACCAAGUCCAAAAUCUAGGAGAGCGGAUACUACUGGACCGAUUGAUCUGGCGACGGCUGCACUGCCUCGCGUUACACAUAGCAGACUAUCUACAGAUGAAGGACGGGCAGACCCGCGUGCUAUCACACUGGGCCUGCUACAAGGUGACACAACCUCACCUGGAUAACGAGAGCGCAGCGCGCGAGAUUGGGGAGAAGCUGCGCAACGUGCCCGGCAUCUCCUAUACCACCAUCGCCAAGAAGGCCUCUGACAAGGGGCGGAAGGCACUCGCCAUCAAGAUUUUGGAGUACGAGAGCCACAGCAAGCUGCAAGUCCCGUUGCUGCUGCAACUGGGCGAGGGCCCGACGGCGCUGCUCAAGGCCACGGCCAGCGGCGACACCGACCUCGUCUACAUAGUACUUCUACAUUUGAAGGAGAAGAUGGGCAAGCACGAGUUCGAGCUGACGAUCCGCAGCUUCCCGCUGGCGCACGCGCUGUACAUCAAGUACUGCGGCACGCACAACCGCGAGGCGCUGCGCAAAGUGCUGGUGCAGGAAGACGACUUCCCCGCGCAGGCCGCCGCGCACGUGCGCGACGCGUGCGGCCCCACACAACCAGGGCAAGCUGAGGCCGCGCUCAUAUCCGCCAGGGAGUGCUACAAGAAGGCCAAGAACGACUUAGGCGUGGCCAUCUGCGAGGACGCCCGCAAGCUAUGUAAGCAACAGUCCAGUCUACAGGAGACCUACGGCGAGAGCUUCGUAGGGCUAUCUCUACACGACACCGUCAAGAAACUGCUCGAGCAGGGCGAGAUCAAACUUGCAGACAAACUGCGCUCAGAAUACAGAAUGCCGGACAGAAGGUACUGGUGGCUCCGCAUCCUAACUCUAGCAGAGAAGGACGACUGGGACGAGCUCGACCGCUUCUCCAAAUCCAAGAAGUCGCCGGUCGGCUACGAACCGUUCGUGGACGCGUGCCUCGAGCACCGCAAGAACGACGAGGCGCUCAAGUACCUGCCGCGCUGUAGGGACGAGAUCAAAGUCAAGUACUACGUCAAGGCUGGUUUUUACGAGGAAGCCGCACUAGUGGCCUUCGAACAAAGGGACCAGAACGCUCUGUUCUACGUGCAGAACAAGUGCCCAGUGAGCGAAUCGACUAAACACGAGAAAAUCGCUGCGCUUUUAGACCAGCUGGCCACUAGGAAAUAGCCUAAAUGUUCGCGAUUAAAGGGUUCUGAGAGAAGUGUUUACACUAGAUGUGCAGUACCAUAGUACACACUGUUAACUACACGGGAGCACUAAUACGCCAUGUUCUGUUCUCUGUGAACACUGUAGUUUUUAGGGUUCCGUACCCAAAGAGUAAAACGGGACACUAUUACUAAGACUUAGCUGUCCGUCCGUCCGUCUCUCUGUCUGUCCGUCCGUCUGUCACCAGGCUGUAUCUCAUAAACCGUGAUAGACAGUUGAAAUUUUCACAGAUGAUGUAUUUCUGUUGCCGCUAUAAAAUAAAUAUUUAAGGGGGCUCCCAAGUCCCAGACAACAAACAUGAUUUUUUUGCAGUUUGUAUAGAUAAUGGUACGGAACCCUUCGUGCGCGAGUCUGACUCGCACUUGGCCGGUUUUUUUAAAUAAAUUUUUAGUAAACUUCGGACUUUUCGGAGGAUAAGUCUCGCAGUGUUCCGGCCGUUUUCACUUUUCUAGCGGCAUUUUUGACAGUUUUAGUUUCUGGAGAAAAUCGGUUAAGGUGCUGUAAAAAUAGUACCCUUUGAUAUUAUUCUGUUGUCGAAUAUAUUCUGUCAAUAGUCGAAAUAUCUAGUUUUGAGACGUGUAAACCAAAAUGUAUUAUGUAUAACUAUAAUUUUAAGUUAAGACUACAUUCUCAAUAUUUAUAAUAUUUUAUACGACAAGGUAAAUAUGUAAAUAAAAUACAAUAUGAUGGC
Cydia pomonella (codling moth) is the source of this 3478-nucleotide messenger RNA. RefSeq names its product vacuolar protein sorting-associated protein 16 homolog (gene Vps16A). Gene Ontology annotation, cellular component: lysosomal membrane; HOPS complex; endosome. Gene Ontology annotation, molecular function: actin binding. Bases 241 to 2748 code for a protein of 835 amino acids. Gene Ontology annotation, biological process: endosomal transport; vacuole fusion, non-autophagic; intracellular protein transport. The record is from RefSeq and is a predicted model, not a curated record. The transcript has 17 exons. Lineage: Eukaryota; Metazoa; Arthropoda; Insecta; Lepidoptera; Tortricidae.